This is a messenger RNA of Podospora anserina S mat+, 2037 nucleotides long. RefSeq lists its product as uncharacterized. Bases 1 to 2037 code for a protein of 678 amino acids. Gene Ontology annotation, cellular component: late endosome; fungal-type vacuole membrane; early endosome. Gene Ontology annotation, molecular function: sodium:proton antiporter activity. The record is from RefSeq and is a predicted model, not a curated record. Lineage: Eukaryota; Fungi; Ascomycota; Sordariomycetes; Sordariales; Podosporaceae. Gene Ontology annotation, biological process: vacuolar acidification; proton transmembrane transport; sodium ion transport. The transcript is spliced from 4 exons.
AUGCUGUCAGAAGUUGUCGCGAGCUCCCUCGUGGAACUUGCCAAACGAGAGGAAGAAGACCCCGCCGGCUCCGACCCGCCCCACCAGGAGAAAUACUCAUCAUGGGCCAUAUUUAUUCUGCUGUCGCUACUCAUUGUGUCGUUCUGCACGAGCUACACUCUACAACAGAGAAAGAUCACAGCUAUUCAUGAAACUGUCGUAUCCAUCUUCGGCGGUACGAACGAUUCUCCUCCAUCAUCCCCGACGAACCUCACCCUAACCAACAUAUUUCUAGGCAUGACCAUCGGUCUCAUCCUCCGCGUAUCUGGCUUCGAUUCCGUCAGAGACUUGGUCAACUUUAACUACCAAUACUUCUUCAACCUUCUCCUUCCCCCGAUUAUUCUCUCGUCCGGCUACGAACUCCACCAAGCCAACUUUUUCCGAAAUAUAGGAACAAUCUUGAGUUUUGCUUUUGCGGGAACGCUCAUCUCGGCCGUUGUGAUUGGCGUCUUGCUCUUCUUUUACACUGCAAUCUCUCCCGAGGGGCUGGAUGUGUCGUGGACCGAUGCCAUCGCCGUCGGCGCAACGCUUUCUGCCACAGAUCCGGUCACUAUCUUGGCAAUCUUCAACUCGUACAAGGUUGACCCGAAGCUGUACACCAUCAUCUUCGGCGAGUCUAUUCUGAACGAUGCAGUGGCCAUUGUUAUUUUCGAGGCUUCCCAGGCCAAGCAUUCUUCCGGGUCAGGGGGUAUUGGCAUCUUCAGCAUCCUGCAUGGAAUCUGGUACUUCUUGAAAGAGUUCUUUGGCAGUUUGGCGAUUGGCUGCAUUGUGGGCGUAAUGACUGCUCUCGCCUUGAAGUACACCUAUGUCAGACGGUAUCCAGCCAUCGAGAGUUGCUUGGUUGUGCUCAUUGCUUAUGCCAGCUACUUUUUCUCUCAAGCUAUUGAGAUGUCUGGAAUUGUAUCGCUUCUCUUCUGCGGCAUCACGCUCAAGCACUACGCUUACUUCAACAUGUCCCGCCGAACGCAGCUGACGACCAAGUACCUGUUCCAAGUUCUCGCUCACCUGUCUGAAAACUUCAUCUUUAUCUACCUAGGUCUGGCCCUCUUCACGGAGAAGAACCUCGUCUUUCAGCCCCUGUUGAUCAUUGUCACGGUUGUUUCCGUCUGUGCGGCAAGAUGGCUCGCUGUCUUCCCGCUUUCUCGAGCGAUCAACUGGUUCCGCCGAUAUAGAGCCUCCCGACGUGGUGGCGAAGCCGAUGAGUUGCCCUACAGCUACCAAGCCAUGCUCUUCUGGGCCGGUCUUCGUGGAGCCGUCGGCGUCGCUCUCUCAGCCCGCUUUACCGCGAAGGAAACCCAAGCUCUGCAAGCGACCGUCCUUGUUGUAGUGGUGCUGACCGUCAUCAUCUUUGGCGGCACUACAGCCCGCAUGCUCGAGAUAUUAGGAAUCCGCACUGGGGUAACAGAGGAUGCGGAUUCCGAUGACGAGUUUGAUAUCGAGGCUAUUGGAGGCGGACUUUACAAACGACCGGACAAUAGUGGGAUAGGAUACACUCCCAGAAGUCGGAGCCGCGGGUCGGCCGUUGCAUUGGAUAACGUUGGCGGUAAUAACAGCAACGGUGCGAGCUGGACAUCAGGAAACAGGAGGAAACCCAGCCAUGGGAGAAAGGGACACAACUCCAAGGACAGCAACGACUUUGAGAGGUCAGAGUUGUUGGGUGUCAACAAUGGCGGGAACAGUAACACUGACUCUGAGUUUGGGAGCGACAUUGACAUCUCAGACUUGCCACCACCGGCGCCGAGGAGGAGGUCGAGCCCUAUGCCAGGAGGGGAUAUCCCACCAGCUUCGACUGCGGCCACAACCCUUGGCUCUGGCCAGAACAGUGAGAGUGGGAAUCAUUCCACGCCACUAACAGCGUCUGCUGCGAUUAGACAACUCUUCAGAACAGACGACCCAUCUGCCCUGUUUAGACAGUUGGACGAAGACUACAUCAAGCCAACGCUGUUGCUAGAUGGGAGUCAUGGUAGAGGAGGCAGUGGUGGUGGAGGCUCGCAUUAG